Molecule: messenger RNA, 1747 nt
Organism: Volvox carteri f. nagariensis
Lineage: Eukaryota; Viridiplantae; Chlorophyta; Chlorophyceae; Chlamydomonadales; Volvocaceae
Exons: 10
Coding region: 1-1713 (570 amino acids)
Biological process (GO): aerobic electron transport chain; phylloquinone biosynthetic process
Cellular component (GO): chloroplast
Molecular function (GO): NAD(P)H dehydrogenase (quinone) activity
Source: RefSeq, a predicted model, not a curated record
AUGUCGAUGAUCUCAGGUGGCUGUUCAAGCGCAGGUCCCUCUGCUGGAGCACGGUCAUCCGGGAGGGUGGUCGCACGCGCGAUGGCGACACAAGCGCAGGCCCCCGGAGCCUCCGCGGCCGCGUCAGGCCGCACCGGUACAAAUCCCCGCGUGGUAGUGCUCGGAGGUGGUUUCGGAGGGCUGUACGCGGCAUUCCGAUUGGACCAACUAAUGUGGCCGCGGGGCAAGAAGCCGCAGGUCACCUUGGUCGAUCAGUCGGACCGCUUUGUGUUUAAACCCUUGCUGUACGAGCUCAUCAACGGUACGGCAACACCUGAAGAGGUUGCGCCGUCCCUGCCACAGCUGCUGGCGCCGUACCCCGUGCGUUUCGUGCAGGCGCAAGUUACUGGGGUGCACCCGGCGGAGGCGGGGGCGACGGAGGUGGUUCACGACGGGGCGGGUUACGUGGCCCUGUCCGACGGCACCUCCCUGCCGUACGACUACCUGCUGGUGGCCCUGGGCUCCCAGCCCGACAGCCGGGGGGUGCCGGGGGUCAGGGAGUGGGCCGUGCCGUUCAACACGUACGAGGAUGCCGUACGGGUGAAGGGCACCCUGGACCUCCUGUCCGACUCAGGCGCGGGCGGAUCUGUGGUGAUCGUGGGCGGCGGCUACGCGGGUGUCGAGCUGGCGGCGGUGGUGGGGGAGCGGCUGCGGGGCCGUAGGGGCGGCGGGGGCGCCGUCUCUGUGCAGCUUCUGACCCCCGGGUCGGACAUCCUGGAGGGGAGUCCGGAGGGGCAGCGAGCAGCCGCCAACAAGGCGCUGCAGGAUUUGGGGGUGCAGGUUGUGACCGGUGUGCGUGUGGAGGCCCUUGGACCCCCAGACGACAACGGGGCCUCCGUAACCGCCCUUCCCACCGCAUGCACGGUGAGCUACAGCCCCGCAACUGCCACUUCCGCUGCGGCUGCUGUUGCUACAGCCCCUGAGCAGCAGCAGCAGCGUCUGGCUGCAGAUGUGGUGAUUUGGACGGCCGGCAGUAGUCCGGCAACGAGGGAGGCGAGGCAGGGCUUCCCCUUUCCCACCAAUGCUCGGGGAGCGAUUGAGACGGAGCCUUCCCUGCGAAUUCGCGGCAGCGACACGAUGUUCGCCCUGGGAGAUGUGGCCGUGGCCGCGGCCGCAACUGACCCACCGUCAUCGGCCUCCGCCUCCCCCUCCGCACAAUCCACAACGGAGGUCCUGCCCGCCACAGCCCAGGUGGCCUUCCAACAGGCGGACUAUGCCGCUUGGAACAUUUGGGCCGCGAUCAACGGCCGGCCCCUGCUGCCAUUCAGGUACCAGCACCUGGGGAGCAUGAUGUCGCUGGGGCAGAUCAAUGCCGCCGUGGCGCUCCCGCUGGAGCUGCCAUCGCCGCUGGCGGAUGCCGUACGCUCCUCGCCGCUAGGGCCGCUGCUGGGCGCCGCCGGGGUGCGGCUAGGCGACGGUCGCGGCGGGGUUUCCGCCUCGGCUGCCGCCGCCAGCCCGGGUGGCGGUGUGACCUUGGAGGGCCCUCUGGCAGCGUUGCUGCGACGCGGCGCGUACCUGUACCGCCAACCCACUAAUGAGCAGCGCAUCAAUGUGGCUGCCAGUUGGCUGCGGAUGGGGUUGGAAGCGGCGGCGGCGCUGGCGGGGGGUAGGGGUUCCGGGAGUCUGUCCGAGAACAGGUGCGUCAGAUUGCCUGCCGUUGUGUUCGUCGUUUAGGUUGUGAUGCAUUCAGUGUAAGGAACUGUAUAGG